Camellia sinensis is the source of this 2108-nucleotide messenger RNA. Its product is annotated as glucose-6-phosphate 1-dehydrogenase, cytoplasmic isoform. The record is from RefSeq and is a predicted model, not a curated record. Gene Ontology annotation, molecular function: glucose-6-phosphate dehydrogenase activity; NADP binding. NCBI's taxonomy places the organism in Eukaryota, Viridiplantae, Streptophyta, Magnoliopsida, Ericales, Theaceae. Gene Ontology annotation, cellular component: cytosol. Gene Ontology annotation, biological process: glucose metabolic process; pentose-phosphate shunt, oxidative branch.
GACUGCGGUGUUUGGUAAGAAGAGAGAGACAGAGAGAGGGAGUUGGUGGACUAAUCAAAAACCGUUCACUAGAGAGAAAGGUUGUAAAAGUACUCUUUGAUUGUUCUCUUCUCUUCCGCAAUUCUUGUUUGAUUUCAGAUUUUGAUUCACAGUUUUUUCCAUUGAUCAUAACACUCUUCUGAGCUUACAGAUCGCAAGGAAUAACCGAAUUUGCUUUGUGUAAUUGUGUGAGAGUUUUGGGUCAAACUUGUUUGUUGCGUUAAGCUUAGAAGAUGGGAUCAGGUAAAUGGACCAUCGAGAAAAGAUCCACUAUUAGAAAUGAAUCGUUUUCGAGAGAAUAUGCGGGUGUUCCUGAAACUGGGUGUCUCUCCAUUAUUGUACUGGGUGCUUCCGGUGAUCUUGCCAAGAAAAAGACUUUUCCAGCCCUUUUCAACCUUUACCGGCAGGGAUUUUUGCAACCCAAUGAAGUACAUAUCUUUGGUUAUGCAAGGACCAAGAUUUCCGAUGAUGAGUUGAGAGAUCGCAUACGUGGAUAUCUUAUCCAGGGUAAGGGUGCUUCUAGUGAGCUGUUGGAAGAAGUAUCAGAGUUUUUGCGAUUGAUAAAAUAUGUAUGUGGCUCCUAUGAUUCUGCAGAGGGUUUUCAGUUACUGGAUAAGGAGAUAUAUGGGCAUGAAUUCUCCAAAAACACCAUAGAAGGAUCAUCCCGUAGACUUUUCUAUCUUGCGCUUCCUCCGUCAGUAUAUCCAUCUGUCUGCAAAAUGAUCAAGAACUAUUGCAUGAAUAAAUCCGAUCUUGGUGGAUGGACUCGUAUUGUUGUUGAGAAACCUUUUGGCAAGGAUUUGGGCUCAGCCGAGGAACUGAGUGCGCAGAUUGGAGAGUUAUUUGAAGAACCACAGAUUUAUCGUAUUGAUCACUAUUUGGGAAAGGAAUUGGUGCAAAACUUGUUGGUACUUCGUUUUGCGAAUCGCUUGUUUUUGCCAUUGUGGAAUCGUGACAACAUCGAUAACGUACAGAUUGUGUUUAGGGAGGAUUUUGGAACUGAAGGUCGUGGUGGAUAUUUUGACGAAUAUGGAAUCAUCCGUGAUAUUAUUCAAAACCAUCUAUUACAGGUUCUUUGCCUUGUAGCUAUGGAGAAGCCUGUUUCUCUUAAGCCUGAGCAUAUCCGGGAUGAGAAAGUGAAGGUCCUUCAAUCGGUGCUUCCUAUUAAUGAUCAUGAGGUUGUUCUUGGACAAUACAAAGGCUAUACAGAUGACCCAACAGUUCCUGAUAACUCAAACACUCCUACUUUUGCAACUGUGGUUCUUCGAAUUCACAAUGAAAGAUGGGAAGGUGUUCCCUUUAUAAUGAAGGCAGGGAAAGCGUUAAAUUCAAGGAAGGCAGAAAUACGUGUUCAAUUUAAGGAUGUUCCUGGUGAUAUAUUCAAAUGUAAAAAGCAAGGAAGAAAUGAAUUUGUAAUACGCCUGCAACCUUUAGAGGCCAUGUACAUGAAGCUUACGGUCAAGCAGCCUGGCUUGGAAAUGUCAACUGUUCAAAGCGAACUGGACUUGUCAUAUGGGCAACGUUAUCAAGGGGUUACCAUUCCAGAAGCUUAUGAGCGCCUAAUUCUGGACACAAUAAGGGGAGAUCAGCAGCAUUUUGUUCGUAGAGAUGAGUUGAAGGCUGCUUGGGAGAUUUUUACACCUAUGCUCCACAGAAUCGAUAAUGGAGAAUUCAAGCCAAUUCCAUACCUGCCAGGCAGCCGAGGCCCAGCAGAAGCAGAUCAGUUGCUGGAAAGAGCUGGUUAUGUUCAAACACACGGCUACAUAUGGAUCCCUCCCACCUUGUAGUAGCUUUGCAUGCCUGCACGCAUAAUCUUCUGGAGACCAUGAGGUUUUGUCAGUGCCUACCUAUAACCAUAUAUAUAUAUAUAUAUACCAGCGUACAAUUGUCUCUAUGUUUUAUAAAUCUGUCAGGGCCUGCUCUUAGUAGUGUCCUGUGACAUUGCGUCGGCACUGUAACCUUGAUGGGCUAUUAUAGAUCCAGAGUAUGAAUCUUGUUGUGUGAUUACUAAAAAUAUAAUACUAAUAAACUUGCGUUGAAGCCAAUGCAAGAGAGAAAUUUUGAUUUAA